CGCGCGGCAGUCUCCCCCAUCAUGGCGAGCGGUGUCCGGCUUCUGGUGGUCCGCGCCGCCUACGGCCUGCACUCUCCCCGCUGCCUCCGCUCCACCGCCGCCGCCCGCCAAGAGCAGCCGGGGGAAACGCCGCCGCCGCCUCCUCCUCCUCCUCCGCCCGAGCGGGGCUCGGCGCGCAGCGAGACCGGCCCGCGGGGGACGCCCCGAGUGCAGCCGCUGCCGCCCGCCGUGCACUUCGGGGACGCGCGGGAGGCGUUUCGCAGCAAGCGCAGCGCGGAGCUGGUGCGGGCUCUGGUGGUGCUGGGGCUGUGCACGGUGGAGCCGUUGGUGGCGCGGAGUCGGCAGCUGAUGAACCUCAGCCGGAAGCUGCUGGGGCAGCAGCUGUUUGAGAAGCUGAUGAAGAUGACCUUCUAUGGGCAGUUUGUGGCUGGCGAGGACCAAGCGGCCAUCAAACCCCUGAUCCAACGAAAUCGUGCAUUUGGGGUGGGCUCGGUGCUGGACUAUAGUGUGGAGGAGGAUCUGACGCCAGAGGAGGCGGAGCGUAAGGAAAUGGAGUCCUGUACCUCUGUAUCUGAGAAGGAGAUGGGGGGUGCCGCCCAGAGAGAGAAGCAGUACCGUGCGCAUCGGGAGUUUGGGGAUCGCCGGGACAAGGUCAUCAGUGCCCGCACCUACUUCUAUGCAGACGAAACAAAGUGUGACCAGCACAUGGACAUGUUCCUGCGCUGUAUCGAGGCCUCAGGUAGCAGCUCCGAGGACAGCUUUUCGGCCAUUAAGCUGACGGCUUUAGGAAGGCCUCAGUUCCUGCUGCAGUUCUCGGAGGUGCUGAUGAAGUGGAGGAGGUUCUUUCACCAGAUGGCAGCAGAGCAGGGCAAGGCCGGGCUGGCUGUGGUGGAGACUAAGCUGGAGGUGAAGAAGUUGCAGGAGACCCUGGCAAACCUUGGGAUUGUGACCAAGGCAGAGAGCCAGCACUGGUUCACGGGCGAGGACCUGGGCAUGUCUGGCACCGUGGACUUGCUGGACUGGAACAGCCUGAUUGACAGCCGAACAAAACUCUCCAAGCUGCUGCUCAUCCCAAACAUGAAGACCGGCCAGUUGGAGCCCCUGCUCUCGCGCUUCACCGAAGAGGAAGACCUGCAGAUGAAGCGAAUGUUGCAGAGGAUGGACAUCCUGGCCACGAGAGCCCUGGAGCUGGGAGUGAGGCUGAUGGUGGACGCUGAGCAGACUUACUUCCAGCCAGCCAUCAGCCGGCUCACCCUGGAGAUGCAGCGCAAGUUCAACAUGGAGAAGGCAGUCAUAUUUAACACCUUCCAGUGCUACCUGAAGGAGGCAUACGACAACGUGACGAUGGAUAUGGAGCUCUCUCACCGUGAGGGCUGGCACUUUGGGGCCAAGCUGGUCAGAGGCGCAUACAUGGAGCAAGAGCAGGCUCGAGCUGCCCAAGUCGGCUACGAGGAUCUCCUCAACCCUACGUAUGAAGAGACCAGCAAGAUGUACAAGAGGUGCCUGGACUACGUUCUCAAGGAGAUAAAGUACAGCCGGAAAGUCAGUAUGAUGGUGGCAUCGCACAACGAGGACACAGUGAAGUUCGUCCUUCGCAGAAUGGCAGAGCUUGGCAUUCAUCCCUCUGAGAAAAAGGUGUACUUUGGGCAGCUGCUGGGCAUGUGUGACCAGAUCACCUUCCCUCUGGGGCAAGCAGGUUAUCCAGUCUACAAAUACGUUCCCUACGGCCCUGUGAACGAAGUGUUGCCGUACCUGUCCAGAAGGGCUCUGGAAAACAGGGGCUUCAUGAAGAGAGCCAAACGCGAGAGGGAGCUCCUCUGGAGUGAGUUGAAGAGAAGACUGAUCACUGGCAGCCUUUUCUGUAAUCCAAGCCACUAACCUGUCCUGCCUUGGGCUGGGAUAUAGAAGUAGAACUGCUGUCAUGCGGCGGCAAAUAUCCCAGACUGGCAGACCUAGUGGCUUUUUAAUAGAACUGCUGCUGUUUUUCUCCAAGUACCCUUCUCCACCAAUCUCAGUCCUCUGCAAAGACACUCUCUAGUGCAUUAAUAUCUGACCUGCACCAGUGACCCUCCAAUAAACAUCUCUGCUGCAGGCCCAUGUCACUGCCCCUGCUGUGGGAUGGUUCAGCAGCAGCUGUUUCCUUAAGUUAGAUGCAGUUAAAUGUUGUCCUAGGACAUCAUUGCCUUUCUGGGAUUUAAUACAACUGCAGAUGGGCCCCUAGUUAAAGGCAGGGCUCUGGGAGAGAGCAGCCAUAGGUGUAAAACAGUGGGAGACUCAAUCAUGUCCCUGCAAGUCAUAGCCACCUGCUUGUGACUCCAUCCAACUUCCUGGUGCUGGCAUGAUCACAUUCCUGGCUCCUAGGAGGAUGGAUGGCAUGCCCCAGGGCUCAAAGGUUAAGUCAUCGGAAAGCAGUUAUAGCUUGGCACCCCCACUAGCUCUCCAGGGUGGGGUGAAGAUGGUGAGAACUGGGUGUUCAUACUGUAGUGGGAGGUUCCAUCCAGGCAGCUCUGGGGCCUGCACAUUGCUAGGGGUUACUUAAAUCUUGAAUUGUGCCCUCACGUGGCGGGUGUCCCUAGUUUACAGAUAGGGAAACUGAGGCACAGAAUGAUUGUGACUGGUCUGAGGUCACACGGGAAGGAAGUCUAGUAGAGCCAGGAAUGAUUCUCACGCUUGUGCCUUUAUCACACCCUUUCCUGCCCCACCUCCAUGCCCUCACCAGCCAAAGCCUGUAGCCCUGACACUUGAUGCUGGUCACUAGAGCCCAGGGCCUGCCUAGCUGAUGGAGUGUGUAGGGUGGGGGGAGAUUGGUGAGAAACAGUAGCAGAGCAUGCCAGUGGGGUAAUGCCUCUCCAAGCUGCUGCUCAACCUAUCUGUGAACAGAGUCUGGGGGCCAGCACGGCUGGUCUCUGAUGCACAGACUGCACACAGCCAGCCUCUGGCAGCUCUUCCCUUGUCCUGCAGCUGAAGGAGGAAGGGUGGGGUGCUGACUGCAACACAAGGGGAAGCACCUGUGCUGGGAAUGAGGUUAAAUUGGGCGGGGGGAUUCAGGGAGGGGAGGGGGAAUGUGCUGCUUUAGAACAGAACUGUGUUUUUUAUAAGUGGCCCAGCUGUCUGCACCGCUGGGUUUUCUUGGAUUUGUAGCUGGCUGCGGUGACACCCUGGGUUUGAAAAAAGAACUGUGCAUGUAUUAAAUCUACCAAUGUUCCCA
Caretta caretta (loggerhead turtle) is the source of this 3208-nucleotide messenger RNA. NCBI's taxonomy places the organism in Eukaryota, Metazoa, Chordata, Testudines, Cheloniidae. The record is from RefSeq and is a predicted model, not a curated record.